CAAAGCCACACAGGAAGAGGCCAGUUCUCACCUGCUUCCUAUACUUCAGUGUGAUGUUCAGUCAGUCAGCAGCAAGACAACAUGGAGGUCACAGCUCUCUGCAUCACACUGUUGAUGACUGUGUUGUUCCUGCUGUGCGCAGGUGAUCAGAAAGUUGAUUCAGCAGUUCUUCAUAUUGAACCAAACAGACUGCAGUUCUUUGAAUAUGAACCUGUAACUUUCCACUGUGAGGGGCUCAAAGAGGAGGAGGAGCUCUCAUGUAAAACUUCUAGCAGUCUGACAUCAUCAAUGUCAUCCUGCGCCAUUAAAAAUGCUUAUCUAGACGACAGUGGAGAGUACUGGUGUGAGGGUAAAGGGGGGAAGAAGAGCAACAGCGUCAACAUCACUGUCACUGCUGGUUCAGUGAUCCUGGAGAGUCCUGUCCUCCCUGUGGAAGAAGGCAACAACCUGACUCUGACCUGCAGAAACAAAACGACUUCCUCAAACCUGACAGCUGAUUUCUACAAAGAUGGCCUCCUCAUCAGGAGCAGCUCUACAGGAGAGAUGACCAUCCACAGUGUGUCCAAGUCUGAUGAAGGACUCUACAAGUGUCACAUCUCUGGAGCUGGAGAGUCACCAGAGAGCUGGAUGGCUGUCGGAGAAGAGACUACUGCAACCUCAUCCAAUCCCAGCUUCUCUGGUCCUACUCCAUGGAUUGUUACGACUCUCUUAUUGAUGGUUCUGCUGUUGGUGGUGGGACUACUUCACCUCUGCAAAGGGUAUGGGCACAGAGUAUUGGACUAUCUGUCCACAGUGACUCUUCGUUCAAGCUCAGCUGAGAACCAAACAGUCUCUGUAGAGGCCGGUGCAGCUGAUGAGGACAAAGUGAUGUAUGCUGCUGUAACAAAAAACAGGAAGAAGAAAGAUGAGGAUACAUCGGUGUCUUCACCCAUUUACUACACCUUAGGCCCAGAUGAUACUCAACAACUGGCAGAACCAGGAGUAUCCACCAUGACAGCAAUUUCUGUUCCCUCAGCAGGUGCCAACCCAUCUUUAUCAAGGAAUGCCUUAUAUUCUACAGUCCAGCUGCCUGCUGAGUGACUGCUAAUUCACGGUGGAACUUAAAAAGGUGUGUUCACGGUUUCACACAGUGCAGAGUGCAGAGUGACAACAAGGAACUAACACAUCCCCCAUAUGUCACUGUAUCAGUGUUCAUUUUAGCAGCUAAUUUUAGCCUCAGUCUUGACACAAAAAUGCUUAUACGUUUUAAGUCAUUUUUAUCUUUAAUGGUUUUAGUCGACAAACAUUUUAGUGAAUUUUUCAGUUUAUUUAUCUAUUUAAACUUAUUCAGUUAGGCUAAUACAUGAAUCAGAAAUCAGACUCAAGGUGACAGGUUGUAUAAAAUACAACACAUGGCUGAUUAUUUACUGCUGAAUUACAGCUCACAACACACACCAGCGGCUGACGCUGCUCCUGGUGCGGACUAUUUCCUGGAGUUUAGCAGCCUGUCGGCGCUCCGAGCUCAUACUACUCAUGUGACAUUAGAAAAUAACUGCAAGCAUGGCAGUUGUUUCUUCACAUUUUAAAUGUAAGUUAGUCCACCACUGACAUUUUCACCCUGUCUUGUCUCAUCAACAAAUAUGAAACAUUGAUUUUGUCAUGGCUUUUAUUACCAAGAUCUAUUUUUAGCUUUUCAGGUUCUUGUCACUGUCACCGCAAACAAAAGGUUUUUGAAUUAUUUUUUGUCAUAGUUUUUGUUAAUGAAAUUAGCACUGCACUGUAUUACAAAUUAGUAUUAUAUAUUUCUAUAAUGUAUAAAUAAAGCAAAAUAAUGGAGGAACAAACUGAGUUGAGAGACAAUGCAGUUUCUUUAAUGAGCAUGUUGAUAAAAAUGGUGCAGCUUGUGUACAGUACAUUCACUUAGCACAGCCAUCUGUACAUUUUUUAUUAUCAGUUAACAUUGUGUUCAUAUUUUAA
Messenger RNA from Epinephelus fuscoguttatus (brown-marbled grouper), 1956 nucleotides. Its product is annotated as low affinity immunoglobulin gamma Fc region receptor III-A-like. The transcript is spliced from 10 exons. Gene Ontology annotation, biological process: cell surface receptor signaling pathway. Gene Ontology annotation, molecular function: transmembrane signaling receptor activity. The coding region runs from base 82 to 1080 and encodes 332 amino acids. The record is from RefSeq and is a predicted model, not a curated record. NCBI's taxonomy places the organism in Eukaryota, Metazoa, Chordata, Actinopteri, Perciformes, Serranidae.